UUAUUUCAAAAAUGCUUUAGUCGUUUCCAAGCGAUUGGACUUGAAACGUUUAUUGAAUACUCUCGGUGUAGGCGAGCUCGGACGUUGGUAGAGCGCAUAGGGCGUCUCGGUAAAAGGAAUAAAUAUCUUGCAUCGGAUGCGCCCAGAACUAAACGCGAUAGUGUAAGUUCCGCUGAGUGUAUCAAGGACCCGUGAAAUUUCGUCCGGACUCAAAAAGUUACGAACAGGGUACCGUAUUCGGUAGCAAGGAGUUAACGUCUCUUAUCCGGUCUAAGAAAGGGCCUUAAGGGUUUUAAAAAUGCCUUCGAAUAGUCGCGAUAGUAACUUCUUCGGUGCAUGGCCCCGCGCGAACGGAAGUGGUGAACUAAAUUUUUCAAUUUCACGAACGUCUCCAUCAACACCGCAGAGUACACCUUUCCACUCAAAACAUGGAUCACCAAUGUCGUACCCUUCGUCACCGAUUAGUACUUCGCCAACUUCGACAUCUCCAUUGUCGACACUGCGCAGAAAUUAUUCCAGCACAUUUAUGCUGAUACCGGAGGACAGGGAAAUAGAUAUCAUCCAGCGACCACCAUCACCAGUGACAGCCACAUCUGAAGAUCCACCAUUAAAUGUGGUUGUCAUCAGAUUGAUCCUUUGGUGGCCCCUCGUAAUAUGGAAGCUUAUCGGCGGAGUUGUAAUGAUGGUACUGCGAUUCCUCUUUAUACCGUUCUCGUUUGCUACUCCAACAUUCUGGCUUUCAGCGCUACUCUGGCUCUUCUGGAAAAUGAUAGCAUUCCCUAUAUCGCUCUUCAAAUGGGUUUUCAAUCCAAUCACCAAUUCGUAUGGGGAGGAGGAUAACGGAAAACGUCGCACCAUUCUAAUAAGUUGUGGAAGUACAAUUCAAACAUUGCAUCUAGCCAGAAAUUUCUACUCGUCAGGAGCACGUGUUAUAGUGAUCGAAUUCGAAGGACUUUUUGGGCUUGCUCGAUUUUCAACGGCUGUUCAUAAAUUCUAUACAGUACCUCGUCCGACUCCUGAAUCACCUCAGGAAUACAUUGCAGCUCUUUGCGAUAUCAUAGAGAAGGAAAAAGCUUCCUACUAUAUACCGGUGUGCGCCACAAGCCCAGCAUACUAUGACGCCUUAGCCAAGCCCCAUUUGGAGCUAUUGGGAUGUGCUUCUUUCACUCCUGGGGUACAGGAGACUCUCGUCUUAGACGAUACUCUGGAAAUGAUGAAAAAGUGUCGAAUCAAUGGAAUCUCAUUACCACCGUAUCGUGUAGUCUCGUCGAAGGAGGAACUAUCUUGUCUUUAUGACAGUGGGUGGCUCACAGGAUAUAGGAAUAUUAUCUUGGCUGUUGGUCCACAUGGAAUUCUCGAACGGCACAAAUAUAUUCUUCCACAGAGCCGAAGGGAUUUGAAGCUGACCCAUGAAAUUAGUGACGAGAAAGAGUGGAUUGUUGUACGAGAUGUCCCCGGAGAUCAUUAUGUAACAUGCACAACAGUAAAGGAGUCGCGUGUUAUCACCAACGUAACAUGCCUCAUUAAUCAGGACACAAAAAGUCUGGUACCAGAGAAUAAUAAGGAAAUAGAAAGCUGGCUCAAUGAAUUCUUCACCAAAGUCCGAUUGCAACGACCCAUCAACGGCCAUAUCAGCUUUCGAUUCGUUAAGUGUAAACAGACAGGUCACCUUUUGCCGUUGGGAUCACGCGUUGGAGUAUCUUUGCCAUACAUAUGUCACACUGGCAAUCAUUCUCGAGUACUGUGCAAACCAUGUCCACACUUCUCCCGUCAAAAUUCAGGCCCUUUAGUGCAAGAAGGUGGCAGAUAUUGGAUACAUGAUGCAGUUCUCAACACCCUUCGGCACCCCUCGAUGGACACAGUGGGGAAGCUGAUUGGGACGGUUCUGGAUAAGCGAGAGGCUCUCUUUGCCUUCUGGGACCCAUUACCCUACUGUGCAUACUAUCACUUUCAACUACCACUCGAAUCCGUUAAGACCUUCUUGCAGAAACGGCGACGAUCGAAAAGUAUGGCUUCAACAAUGACAGCCCCAGUUCAUUGAAAAUGUGCAGACAACGGCAGCAUCUUUUCAUCGGCAAAGCUGUUGGCGUCUUGUUGUUUUUCGAAUAUUCUACGGAGAGAGAGUUCAGACUUUUGUGAUAAGCUUUCAUUUUUUAUGUAAAUAUAUAUAUAUGAUAAUAUAAUGCAUAGUCAUACCCAUUGCGCUGAAAGGAAUUUUUUCAAUAUAUUAUUGUAACGUUGAUGAGUGGGACGGAAUUGAAUGAGAAGUUUUAGAUUUGUUUUAUUAUUCUUGUUAUUGGAACAAUGAAAAAAAUAAACCUAUUUUUAUAGAA
Hermetia illucens (black soldier fly) is the source of this 2333-nucleotide messenger RNA. RefSeq lists its product as uncharacterized. The record is from RefSeq and is a predicted model, not a curated record. NCBI's taxonomy places the organism in Eukaryota, Metazoa, Arthropoda, Insecta, Diptera, Stratiomyidae. The transcript has a single exon. Bases 299 to 2041 code for a protein of 580 amino acids.